Messenger RNA from Apiotrichum porosum, 1731 nucleotides. RefSeq names its product polynucleotide adenylyltransferase (gene PAP1). Gene Ontology annotation, molecular function: poly(A) RNA polymerase activity; RNA binding. The record is from RefSeq and is a predicted model, not a curated record. The transcript is spliced from 13 exons. Bases 1 to 1731 code for a protein of 576 amino acids. Lineage: Eukaryota; Fungi; Basidiomycota; Tremellomycetes; Trichosporonales; Trichosporonaceae. Gene Ontology annotation, cellular component: nucleus.
AUGUCCGGUUACGAUCAAGGCGACAUGAAGAUGCUUGGUGUGACGCCGCCGAUCUCGACGGACCCGCCCAAGGACACCGACAUCAAGUCGAGCGAUGCUCUCAUGGAGGACCUCGUCGCGCUCAGGCAGUUUGAGUCUGACCAGGAACGUAAAGUUCGUGAGAAGCUGCUGUCCAGCAUCGCCGCGCUCGUGACCAAGUUUGUCCACGACGUGUCGAUCAAGAACGGCCUCUCUGAAAAGGUCGCCACCGAGGCGGGUGGACGCAUCUACACCUCGGGCUCGUACCGACUUGGUGUCCACGGCCCCGGCUCUGAUAUCGAUACCAUCUGCGUCUGUCCUCGACACAUUUACCGCGAGGACUUCUUUGGGACGUUCCAGCAGAUGCUCCGUGACUGGCCGGCCGUCACCCAGAUCUCGGCUGUCGAGAGCGCGUUCGUGCCCGUCAUCAAGACCGUCAUCUCUGGCGUGGAGGUCGAUCUGCUGUUCGCCCGCGUCAACCACCCCGAGGCUGGCGACAAGCUCGACAUUGAAAAGGACGACAUUCUCCGCGGCGUCGACGAUGCCUCGCAGAGGAGUCUGAACGGUCCUCGUGUCACAGACAUGAUCCUUAACCUCGUCCCCGACGUGCACACCUUCCGCACAGCACUCCGCGCCAUUAGGUUGUGGGCCAAAAAGCGAGGAAUCUACUCCAACGUUCUCGGUUACCCUGGUGGCGUUGCCUGGGGUCUCCUCACGGCGCGUAUCUGCCAACUGUACCCGAACGCGGCGCCCUCCGUCAUCGUGUCAAAGUUCUUCCCCAUCUAUUACCAAUGGGGCUGGCCCCAGCCGGUUCUGCUCAAGCGCAUUGACGCCGGUCCCCCCAACAUGACCCACCACGUCUGGAACCCCAAGACCGACCGCCGAGACAUGGCCCACCGCAUGCCUGUCAUCACCCCGGCGUACCCGUCAAUGUGCUCGACCCACAACAUCACCGCGUCGACCAUGACCAUUGUCAAGAACGAAAUGCUGAGGGCGAUGCAGAUCACCGAUAAGAUUGUCAACAACCCGGGCUCGUCGUGGAAGGAGCUCUUCGAGCCCGUCGACUUCUUCAGCAUGUACCGAACAUAUGUCCAGGUCGUCGCUGCGGCCGGGACCUCGGAGGGCAUCAAGGACUGGAGCGGCAUGGUCGAGUCGCGUAUCAGGACACUGGUCCAGGACCUGGAGAUGACCGACAACGUCCUCCUUGCCCACCCUCAGGCGCACAGCAUCUCCAACGAGUUUAUCUGUCUGACCGACGAGGAGCAGGCGGCAGCGUCGCAGGGCGAGCUCAGCGUGGAGGCUAUGCAGCGCAAGGAAGAGGACUUUGCGGGUCAGGACUACAAGAAGGUGUACACCAAGAACUUCUUUAUCGGUCUCGACAUUGAGAGGAAGCCCAAGGACAGCCAGGGUGGCCGCGUGCUCAACCUCUUCUACCCAAACGGCCAGCCCAAGCCCAAGAAGAAAGGGAAACGGGCACAGGAAAAGGUAAGCUUGUCACUCCUGGACUCAGCUGACCCACAGCCAACCGAGUCCGCCGGCGAGACGUCUGACAGCCACGGCCCCAGCAAGCGCUCCAAGUCGGACGUGGGAGGACCCGAGGACGGCGUACAGUCACCAGCAGCCAACGGUACCCCCGCCGACCAGCACGCACCUCUACCUGGACUCAACGGCGCACCGGUCGAGCAACAGGCGGUCCUCUCGGGCGCCAACUGA